AGCCAAUGGCCUGAAGCCGUCGCCGCUGCUAGCUCGUCUCCUCUCAUUACCGUCACUUCUAAACAUGCCCAUCAUGUUCGCAGUUGUGGACUUUAUUUUGUGUCUCGCGUGUUAAUUUCCGUUACGAUGAGCAGCCUCUGCAGAGAGGUGAUCACCCUCCAGCUCGGACAUUACUCCAACUUUGCGGGAACUCACUGGUGGAAUUUACAGGAUGCAUCUUUAUCGUACGAUCCGGAGACACCGCCAGGUGAGAUCCAGAGUGAUGUCGUGUUUCGUGAAGGACAGACUCUGGGCGGCCACGUCACCUACACACCACGACUCAUUGCCAUGGAUCUCAAAGGAAGUCUUCGUACUCUGCGACAGGAGGGAAGUUUGUACGACGCAGGCAAGGACACGUCUGCUGUCACAUGGGAUGGAAGUAUCAUGAUGCACGAACAAAGUCCUCCUGCAAAGAACUCCUUCCUCGAAGACCUUGAUAAGUUGGAUAAAGGGGAGAUGCUCGCAGAGGCAUAUUUUCCCUCCAGCGCCCAGCCUCAGUGCUCAGCAGCAGGGUCACUGAGUGUGGAUACGGUGAAUAGCCACCUGGCUAGAGUACAGAAGAGCUACAGGCUGGAGGGCAGCGUGAAGGUGUGGUCUGACUUCCUCAGGAUCCACCUGCACCCUCGGACCAUCUCGGUCAUCCACCAGUACAACCAUGAUGGAGAGGCUCACCGUCUGGAGGCUUUCGGCCAGGGCGAGUCUCUCCUCCAGGGGUCUGUGCUCGAGGAGCUGGAGGACAGGCUGCACUUCUUUGUGGAGGAGUGCGAUUACCUUCAGGGCUUCCAGGUGCUGUGUGACUUGGCUGAUGGCUUUGCAGGUCUGGGGUCGAAGGUGACUGAGCUGCUUCACGACUCUUACGGAGGGAGGGGCAUCCUAACCUGGGGGAUGUUACCUGUCAGUCACCCAGAUUCAACGCCAGUGAAGGAUCUCUACCGCCUGCUAAACUGCACUUUAGGGAUGGUACACAUGGCGAGUCACAGUUCUUUGUUCUGCCCGUUGACCUUGCGAGGUGGUCUGGGGAGACGACCGUCCUCUCCCACGACGUUCACCCACCUCAAUUAUGAUCCCUCACUGUGGUACCACUCCAGUUCUGUCCUGGCUUUGGCAUUGGACACCCUUACUGCACCUUACAGGCUGAGAAACAACAGCGUCCCCAUGUGGCAGUUGGCAGAUGACCUGGCUGUAUCAGGGAGGAAGGUUGUGGCUGCUUAUGGUGCCGUCCCCUUUCCCAUGAUGCACGGCUCCUCUCUCCCUGACGCCCUGAGCACAUACACCGACGUACUGCCGUGGAGGCCUCUGUCUGGGUGCGCUGAAGCAGGAGACGGCCGAUGCUACGGCCAGUGGGCGACACUCAAAGGCUUCGAAGGCCAGAAACUCAUCAGCUCGCUGGCUGCAGGAACUAAACUGCCCACUCCUCUGCACAGUCUCCACAGCGGUGAGGACGUCCUGGCUUCCUACAUCAGAUCCUUCUAUCCUUCAGCCCCUCUGGCUCUGCAGCUGGUUUCUACUCCCAGUAAGCUGGCGCCACCUUUCCCACAGAUAUUCAGUCAAUCCCUCGGUGCUCAGGGCUUCCUGGAGGGCCAGCCGCCCCCGCCUGGCAGUCCGCCCCGUGUCGUCUCCUCCGUACCCAUCAUGACUUCCCUCCAGUCGGGUCCUGCGCUUGAUCCCUGGCUAUCCGAGCUGCAUCGCGGUGCGAGUGCUUUCGACAUCCGCCGUGUUGCCCCCAGCUUCCUUUCUCAAGGGCCUGAAGUGACAGACUACCAGGAGGCCCUGGAGCAGCUGCGCCUGCUGGCCCGGUGUUACAGAGACGACAGCAGAGGCGUGAUGCGCUCUUCCUCCGAGGAAGAGGACGAUGACUGAAGUUGGCUAGCACAACUUGUAUCUGCCUGCUUUGUUUGCCAGCCUGCUUGCUGUCAGCCUGAUGCAGGGAGACGGAGAGGAGCUGUGCUCUGCUGUGUGAAAGGAUGAGGACUGAAGUACUGGGUGACAGAGAAGAUGACGUUCUGCCCGUGUAGUUUAGUUUUCAGUGAAGACUUUCGACUGUACUUCAAUGACUGUUCAUAUGUAAUUAAAAGUGUUUUAUACAAAAUGCACAUCAUAGGACUGUAUUUACACAAAGACGUAGCUUUCACCACAGGUUGCACAGAUUGUAGCAUUCACAGCUCUCAGAGCAAAGAAAGGGAUUCUUUGUUUGUUUGUUUUCUGCGGCCUCAAAUGAACAGUAAACUGUUGAACAUGC
Oreochromis aureus is the source of this 2278-nucleotide messenger RNA. RefSeq names its product misato mitochondrial distribution and morphology regulator 1 (gene msto1). The record is from RefSeq and is a predicted model, not a curated record. The transcript is spliced from 14 exons. Gene Ontology annotation, cellular component: cytoplasm. Gene Ontology annotation, biological process: mitochondrion distribution. The coding region runs from base 127 to 1899 and encodes 590 amino acids. NCBI's taxonomy places the organism in Eukaryota, Metazoa, Chordata, Actinopteri, Cichliformes, Cichlidae.